Messenger RNA from Bursaphelenchus xylophilus (pine wood nematode), 2788 nucleotides. Lineage: Eukaryota; Metazoa; Nematoda; Chromadorea; Rhabditida; Aphelenchoididae. The record is from the annotation of a GenBank genome assembly.
AUGAUCAUUUCUGGAGGUGAGUUUUUUUUGGGUUUGCUUUGUUUUUGGUUUAGGAUCUCUAAUCAAGGUGGACAGGUUUGAUUUUCGACAUAAAUACGGAAAAUUUAUAUUAUCCAUGACAAAUUUGUGGUCGUUUUGUUAAUUUUUGACGUUUUUGCCCCAUUUUUUUUGUGGAUUUGGCAAUAAUAGACUUAGUUACAGCUUCUGGAUCUAUUUUCUCUUUAUUUCCUUGAAGAAAUUAUAUUAUCCAUGACCGAAUUUUUUGUUUUCUACUUUAUUUGAACUAACCACUGUUUCCAGAGCUUCUUAUACGAGCGACCCUUCGAUCUCAUCGACAUCUUUAUCUGAGUGCCUUAAUACGAACAGACAAUGUUAUUAAAGAUAAGAAGAAUAAGCUGUUCAAGGUAGCGCGAAGUCCCAGGCGGACGGUUACCUAUGAUGAGGAUAAGAUCGACGAAAUGCGUGCCAUGGCCGAGUUCCGGCUGAAACAUACGGAUUUAGCGCAAGUUUAUUUUUAUUUUUUCGAUUUGUUUGAAUUUUAGGUGAUAAUUUUACGAAAUUGGCUAUAACUCAUUGAGUUUACGUGGUUGAGAUGGAAAAUGAGUAUGAGUAGAGACAGGGGGAAUUUGGGAUGUUGUUUCGGCUAUAGUCUUGCUUCUGAGGUUCCGAGAUAUUAGAGGAAUGGAAAUUUUCCUAUUUUUAUCAGGUGUCAAGUAUAAUAUAAAGAUUUUUGCCUCAAAUUUUGUUCUUAUCCAUUUCCUCUUUUGUAUAAUGCAGUAUCUAUCCUUCAGUGACCUUCCUCAACCUGCGGAAUUUGGAGAUCAAAGCAAGAAACUUUACUACGUCCACGAUGUUAUGGCAAAAGCGAUUAAAGUAAGAUAAUUUCCAUUUUUCCUCUACUUUUAGGUCCAUGGAAGUCCCAGCGCUUUGUAUGCGAAGCAACGACAGAUCAUGCCCGGUCGUGAGCUAUCCGACGCCGAGCGGAUGCGACUUCGAAUGAAGGUUGAGAGCAAAACGAAAGGAACAGUUACAGCUGGAGCUGAUCGAGUAGUCGGCAUCGCCUUCGCAUUGAAUUGUUGCGACAUGAUUGGCAAAUUUACGGCGGCAUAUCUCACAGGGAGUAAGAGUUUGUUCGCGGAGGCGAUUCACAGCACCAUGGACACUUGUAAUCAGAUGAUUCUUCUGUUGGGUAAGGAGAAUAUAAUUUUUGAUUUUUUUUGUCAAUUUUAGAUCAAUAAAAAAUGAAUAGAGUAUCUGAAAUCCUGUUAAAUUCUAUUAGAAGUAUUUUUUCAGGCAUUCGAUACUCCUCGAAGAAUCCAGACCCCAACUUUCCGUAUGGCUAUGGUAAUAUGAGGUAUGUCUCAUCGCUGAUCAGUGGAUGUGGAAUUCUUGCAUUUGGAUGUGGUCUUUCAAUGUAUCAUGGGAUCAGUGGGCUGUUACAUCCAGGAGAACUUGAACCAAUGACUUAUGCAAGUUAUUUCUUUAUUUUUGGAUUUUCGAAUUUUAGGCUUACUAUGCACUGGGCAUGUCGUUCUGCUUCCAAGGAUGCUCUGGACUGACCGCAUACAGAGAAGUCAAGAGGAAAGCGGAUGGAGCCAAUAUGUCGUUGAUUAAUUAUGGUAGGAAUGUGAAUUAGGAGGUUUUUUAUAUAUUGUAGUAGAUAUCAGAUGAGAAAUUUUGGAUGGAAAUUGAGGUUAGUGCGUGUUAUAUGAUCUCACAUGGGGAAUUAUUAAAUAUUUUGCUCAGUAAAAGUUUUUGUAGCAAUUUAUUUUGUCUUCUUUACCACAAUAUUGCCUUUAUACAUAGGGUAAUAUAACCCUAUUUUUAGUCCGUUCCUCGGCCGAUCCAUCCCUCAAUGUAGUCCUAUUGGAAGAUUCAGCCGCCGUAGUUGGUGUCCUCAUCGCCACAAGCGCCGUUGCAACGUCUUCUCUUCUCAACUCGACAAUCCCGGAUAGCAUAGGAUCAAUUCUAAUUGGAUGCUUGUUAGGCACGGUGUCAUCAUUUAUCAUCCGAACAAAUGCAACACAUCUAGUCGGAAGAUCACUGCCAAAAAGAAUCACGGAUGACAUUGUAUGCCAGUUGGAAAAUGACCCAGUAAUACGAAGUGUUCAUGAUGUGAAAGCGACCUCUUUGGGCGUGGAGAAGUCCAGAUUCAAGGCUGAAUUGGACUUUGAUGGAGCGCAGAUUACGGAGAAGUAUUUGAGAGAAGAGUGUGAUACAAAGGAAAUGUUGGAGGUGAGAAUUUUGGGGAUUUUUUUGGAAUUUUUGGGUAUUUUGGGUAGUGUAAUAUAAAAUUCUGAUGAUUUUGAAAGGGAUUUUGGUGGUUUUCAGAUAGAAAUAGGUAAUAGAUAAGGGAUUAUAGUCUAGUCUGACAUUUAAAUUGGGUUUGGUUUAGUUUGGAAUUUUUUAAUUUUUUAUUUUCCUGGUCCUUUUGAUGAUUAGAGGUAUUUUGAAAAAAAAAUUUGGGGAAAAUUGAAGAUUUUUUGAAGGUUUUGUACCUGAAAAAGCAGUAUAAGGUAAAUUUUUGCGAAAAAUCUCAAAAAAAGUUGAAACUUACAUAUUUUUUGGAGUGCUAAGUUAAAAUGAAGGCUUCUUGAUGUCGCAAAUUAUUUUAAAUCACUAUUUUCAGGAGGUGAAACAAAUGGAAAACCCCGAAGAACUCGAGAAAUUCAUGGUCGUGCACGGCGAGAAAAUCAUUGACAAAAUUGGCGAUGAAGUGGACAGGAUCGAACAACGGAUCACAAGGAAAUACCCCGACAUUAGGCAUGUGGAUCUAGAAGCUUUGUAG